Messenger RNA from Aspergillus melleus, 1569 nucleotides. RefSeq names its product basic helix-loop-helix domain-containing protein. Gene Ontology annotation, molecular function: DNA-binding transcription factor activity, RNA polymerase II-specific; RNA polymerase II cis-regulatory region sequence-specific DNA binding; protein dimerization activity. The transcript has a single exon. Gene Ontology annotation, biological process: regulation of transcription by RNA polymerase II. The record is from RefSeq and is a predicted model, not a curated record. NCBI's taxonomy places the organism in Eukaryota, Fungi, Ascomycota, Eurotiomycetes, Eurotiales, Aspergillaceae. The coding region runs from base 1 to 1569 and encodes 522 amino acids.
AUGACCGAAACGAGCAUAUUCAUAAAGAGUGACCCUGACGAACACAACAGUGACCAUUUCAUGAUGUCGCAUUCCGGCUACAUGUCCAAUCAAUUCGGCAACACCGACGGUGUUGACCCCUCAGAACUUACCAUGCAAAAUGGUGGAUUCAUGUCAUAUCCAUUUGGCUCCCAACAGAACAUGUCCUCAAGCUUCAACUUCGGAAACUCCGGUAUUGACACCGAUGAAUUACUGGACCUGGAAAUCAACGGCCACAAUGGGAUUCAGCGCGCCGACAGCAUGAACUUCCUCCAGGAUCAGACCCACUCCAGUGCCGGGAUUUCCAUGAGCCACCCCGGCCAGAUGUCGCAGAUGUAUUCCAAUACCCCGGAGGGAGCUCCCAUGCAUAGCCCCUUCAUGCAUAAUAGUUUUAACUAUGACCAAUUCCGGCCAAUGAACCAACAGGGACAGCAGCCCACCCCCCACAUGCAGAGUGCUGGCUCCCACUUCGAGCAAAGCUACCUGAAUGGCAAGACACGACCCAGCCUCCAGGCAGUGGAUCGCUCCGCGGAUGGCCGCAGCCCGAUGACCCCGAAGACCCCGGCCCUGGGCGCGUUGACUCUUGGUACCCCCGAAUCCGGGAGCUUCCCUACCCAGCCCAUUCGCACAGGACUUCAGCACCGCCAUCAGAAGACCCUCUCCAACCAGUGGGAUGGGACGCCGGGAAGCGCCCAUUCGUAUGUGGAAUCUCCUAUCUCGUCCCCCAGUCAUCCUCACCACGCCGGGAUCUCCGAGAUCCUCAAAUCGGGCAAACAUGCUUCCUUGCCGGCCAAGGUUGAUGGUCACAUGCCCGGUAGCGCGCAGGAUUUGGAAUCGCAGGAAGCCAAGCGCCGUCGCCGCCGGGCCUCCCACAACCUCGUUGAGCGUCGCCGGCGGGACAACAUCAACGAGCGAAUCCAGGAUCUCUCGCACUUGGUCCCCCAGCACCGACUGGAGGACGACAAGGUUCGGAAGCAGCUGGUGAAUAACACGACCAUGUCUGCUACGGGAGCCAACCCUAAUGCCGCCACGUCUCUGUUGGCGGGCGGCAAUGGCCGUCGCGCAACGGCGGGUAACAUCACCAUGGGCCUUCCCAUCGAGGAGAAGGAGAAAGGUCCCAACAAAGGUGACAUCCUGAACGGCGCCGUGGGAUGGAUGAGGGACCUGAUGUGGGCUCUGCAUGUCAAGCAUCAGCAGGAGGCCGAACUGGCCGAGCUGAUCAGCAGCCUUGGAGGAACUUGGCCCUUCGAGCAGACAGAAGAAGAGAAGCGAAUGCGAACCGAGAUUCUUGAUGCGCUCGAGAAGAACGACCCCAGCUCUUUCAGCUACAGCCGAGCCCCCGGGACCGGUCUCCGGGUGCCGAAACACACGAACAUGGCCGGUGAUGCUGUCUCUGGCAACGGCGGCUUGAGCCCCCAGAGCCUUAGCCCGUCCUACAACAGCGGCGGUAGCAGCAGUGGCGGCACUGGCCAGGCGCAAUACUGGAGUACCUCAGGACACGCCGGAAUGAGUUUCAAGGAGGAGGAUGAAUACGCCAUGGAGAUGAACUAG